UUGGUUCAUUCUUAGCUGUGUGCUGAGCGUCUCUACACACGCAGGCACGCAUACUUUCGCCUUCGGCGCUUAUUGGUAAAGAUUACGCCUCUCACACACGCGCGCGCUCCUUGUCUCUCUUCCACACGCGCAGUGCUAGAGCGCUGCCGCUGCUGGACCACAGCCAUCUCGCGAAGGAGGGUACCGGAGAGGAAGACAGAGAGAGAGAGAGAGAGAGAGAGGAAGAAGGAGGACGGAAGAAGGAGAGGAGUGAAUAGGAAGCGGGAACAGCACCAGGAAGGAGAGACUAAACCCUCGUGUGAAAAAGAGAAAGCGAGGGACAGGAGGGAAGAGAGAAAACAGAGGAACAGGAAACGCGAUCCCUCUCAGCUCCAGCGGUCCGCAUCGCAGCAUGGGCAAUGCACCAUCCCAAGCCAACGCUGGGGCCUGUUUUCCGAAGCAAGAUCCCUCCGAGCGCGGCGGCGGUCACAUGAUCUCGACGGAUGACUUGGAGUACCCGCGGGAGUACCGGACGCUCGGCAACGGCACGCGGCGUUUCUCCAACGUGGGCCUGGUCCACACGUCGGAGCACCGGCACACGGUCAUCGCCGCCCAGAGCCUGGAGGCCCUCACCAGUCUGCACAAGGUGGACAUGGAGCGCAAGAGGGACGCUUUCAUGGACCACCUGAAGAACAAGUACCAGCCCCAGCACCAGGGGCACCACACGGGCCACCACAACCCCCCCUCGCCCUCCCCCUCCCACGGCAGCGUGAGGCAGCCAGAGAGAGAGAGAGUCGCCCGUGAGCAGCAACAGCCCAACUACUGGAGCUUUAAGGUCAGUGCUAGUCGUAGCCCUCGCCACUCCCAGUCCACCCAGUCUGGGCUUGCCGACCAGGCUGCUAAACUGUCCUUCGCUUCGGCCGAGUCUCUGGCUGAGACCAUGUCUGAGGCGGACGUCCCCCUGGGUUUCAGCAGAACCAACCGGUUCCGCCAGAGUCUGCCCCUGUCCCGCUCGGCCAGCCAGAACAAGCUGCGUUCCCCAGGGGUGCUGUUCCUUCAGUUUGGCGACGAGACGCGGCGUGUGCACAUCACCCACGAGCUGAGCAGCUUGGACACCCUGCACGCCCUCAUAGUGCACAUGUUCCCUCAGAAGCUGACGGCCGGGAUGCUCAAGUCCCCCAACACGGCCAUCCUGAUCAAGGACGAGGCACGCAACGUCUUCUACGAGCUCGAGGACGUCCGCGACAUCCAGGACCGCAGCGUCAUCAAGAUCUACCGCAAGGAGCCCAUUUACGCCUCCUACCCUGCCUCGCACCUGGCCAAUGGGGACCUGAGGCGGGAUCUGGUGUACACGUCCCGAGAGUCCUCCCCCACGCGGCGCCUCAACACCCUGCCCUCCUCCUCCGCCUCGCCCACCUCCAGCUCCCCAUCUCGAUCCCGCCUGUCCUAUGGCGGGGGGCGGCCCCCCUCCUUCGCCGGGCCGGGCGGUCACCCGCAGCAUCAGCAGAACUCCCAGCACCCCCACCACCCCGGGCCUGGCUCCCACCACGGGGGGGUCGGCGCCCCCCUGUCCCCCUCCCCCAGUGCCAUCCUGGAGCGGCGCGACGUCAAGCCCGACGAGGAGGUGUCUGGGAAGAACAUGAUGCUGGUGAAGAACGAGGGGCUGUACGCCGACCCCUACAGCCUGGUCCACGAGGGACGCCUCAGCAUCGCGUCCACGCAAUCGCUGGCCGCCAUCGGGGACCCCUUCGGCUUCCCCGUGUCCGGAGGGCUGUACCGCCGGGGCUCUGUGCGCUCCCUCAGCACCUACUCGGCUGCCGCCCUGCAGGGGGAGCUAGAGGACGCCCUGUACAAGCCAGGAGGUCCCCUCUACUCCGACUCCUACUCCUCAGCCACUCUCGGCAUGGGCUUCCGCAUGCCCCCCUCUUCCCCACAGAAGAUCACCGACGUGCAGCUGAGAGACAGGGGCGAUUCGUACUCCGGCUCCCCCAGCCGGGCCUCCCCGGUCAGGCAGACCUUCCGCAAAGACUCAGCCUCCUCCUCCGUGUUCGUGGAGAGCCCCAAGUCCAGGCCCGGCUCCAGCUCUGAACCUCUGGCCCUGCAGGCCGGGCCGGGAGGGGACGGGAGCAGGUUUGCUCCGGGGUACAGCUCCCCUUUGCCUGGAGAGACCUCGGAGUCCAGGGAUCGUAUGGAGCGUCUGGACCGCAUGGAGGCCAUGGAGAAACAGAUAGCCAGUCUGACUGGGCUUGUUCAGAGUGUGUUGACCAAAGCACCGGACAGUGACAGCACGUGUGGCCUACUGCGUCUCUGCAUGAUGGCGGGCUGCCCCCCGGACCAUGGCUCGGAGUUCUCACGGCCCUUCCCUUUCUCUUCCAGCGAGAAGACUGAAUCCAACAGCGACGGCUCCGCCACAGGAACUGGACGACAGAAACCAAAAGCGGUAACGCCAUCGGCCCCCCUGGCCCUGAUGCCGCCCCCUCCCUCCGGAGCCACCCAGGACAGCACUGUCAACCGUCUGCAGAUGCAGCUCCACCUCCAGGACCUGCAGCAGAAUGCCUCCGACCUGCGCAAGCAGCUCUCCCAGCUCCGCAAGAUGCAGCUUCAGAACCAGGACAGUGUGAAGACGCUGCUGAAGAGGACGGAGACUGAGCUGAACAUGCGCGUGAGUGACGCCCUGAGGAAGCAGGAGGACCCUCUACAGAGACAGCGUCUCCUGGUGGAGGAGGAGAGGCUGAAGUACCUCAACCAGGAGGAGCUUGUUAUCCAGCAGCUCCAUGACCUUGAGAAGUCAGUGGAGGACAUCCAGAAGGGUUCGUCUGUCAAUCACAAGCUGGUGACGGUUCAGGAGCUUGAGGAAAAGGCUUCAGUGCUGAGGAAACUAGGAGAGACGCUCACAGAGCUCAAGAACCAGUUCCCCAGUCUGCAGAGUAAGAUGCGGGUGGUGUUGAGGGUGGAGGUGGAGGCCGUCAAGUUCCUGAAGGAGGAGCCGCACAGGCUGGAUGCCCUGUUGAAACGCUGCUCGACUGUGACUGACACUCUGACCACCAUGCGCAGGCAAGCGAACGAGGGCGUGUGGAAGAAGCCGGACGACAGCCCCAAGCACGGCGUCGAGGACCUCCGGAAGAGUGCGGACUUCGACGCGCCCACCAGCCCCCCGCUCAACCUGAAUGACCUGAGGGGCGGCAGCAGUCUGUCGAACUGGAGCCCCCACUCCAGCCACGGGCAUAGCAACCCCUCCCCGGGCCCCCACAGGGACCACUACCCCACCGUGCCUCACAAGGGCCGGGCCCUGGAGGAGCUGGCCAGCCGAGCCGCUGCUGACAAAGCCGUGUCUGUGGAGGUCCGAUUGGCGGCUGAGCGGGACUGGGAGGAGAAGCGGGCCAGUCUGACCCAGUACAGUGCCCAGGACAUCAACCGUCUGCUGGAGGAGACCCAGGCGGAGCUGAUGAAGGCCAUCCCAGACCUGGACUUCGCUGCCAGGCAGAUCAACAAGCCCUCCUCCAACGCACCCUCCCAGACCCCCCAGGGUGGGGGAGGGACCGCCGAGUACCGCCCAGGCAAGCCCCAGCAUGCCACGCACAAGUUCUCUGGGAAGGAGCAGGGCUCCAGGCGUGGUUCUGAGGCGGAACAGCUGACAGUGGCUCGGUAUCGCACUGAGAAGCCCUCAAAGUCGCCCCCUCCUCCGCCACCUAGGCGCAGCUUCCCAUCAUCCCCGUCUGGCCUGACCACCCGCAGUGGAGAAACCCUCAUCCCAGGAAAGAGCAUAAAGAAGUCGGAGACAGAGGAGGCCGAAGCCCCAAAGCUCCACGUGAAGCUGCGACGGACAGUGUCUGAAAACCCCCGCCCUGCCUCCACUCCUCCCACCAUCAACUCCAGAGACAGGGAAGAGGACGACCAGGACAUGAUGGCUGCCGACAUGGAGCUGUUUCUGAGAGCCUCCCCGCGACUCAGUCACCCCAGUCCCCUGUCUCUGCCCAAUGCCCUCCGCAGCAGGACCAGUGUACCCUCCAGCCUCGACCUGUGGCCCCCAGGGGCCCCGGGCACCAAGCAAUCUAGGGCAUCGUUGGACUGCUCUGUCCUACGAUGGGAACAGGGCAACUCAGAAUACACCGACAGCCCUCCGCUGUCGCACACACAGGUACAGAGCAUGGUCCCUCCUGUUCCAUCCCUGUCUCCAGUCCCCCGGAUAGUGCUGACAGAGGGCAGUUCAGUUCCACCCACCUCAGAAUGCAUGGCCAGAGACCCAAAAGUGACCCAGACCCAGGGACAGGCUGUCUGUCAACUCCAGGGGGUGUCCAAAGGGAAAGGUCCUGCUGGCCAGCCUCAGAGAAAGCCCUCUGUGCAAAAGGAGCAAAGAAUCCAGGAGUCAUUUGAGAAUCAAAAAGACCCAGGCGACAAAGAGGAGGUAUCCCUGCUGCUGACGGAGCUGGAGGUCAGGCUGGUGUCCCCUUCAGAGGUCCGGGAGCUCCACAGGACCAAGGUAGAGGCUCUGCAAACAGUCACCGUCACGACUCCGCCUUCAGAGGGGGGUCUUGAGGCGCGUCUGGGUGGGGCUCCCCUCCUGCUGCUCUUCAGGGACACUGUGACUGUCAGAGAGGCCUAUGAACAGCUGCUGGGACUGUUGGGAUGCAAGGAAGACGCUGGUUCAUCCAAGUCGCUCCCUAUGCCCAGGUCAGGACGCUCUCUGAGCAACCUAAGUUUCAGCCCUCCCCCCAUGGUCUCCCGGAUUAGUGUCUCCCGUCACAGGCAGGACACUCUGAGGGAAGCCCUGAGUAGAGGGCUGGAGACGGGGGACAGGAUCCUAACACUUCCUCGCAGCGCCGGAACAGAAAGCAUUCCAGCCCCUCUGCCCCGUCAGAGAUCUGCAGAAACGGCAGUAAGGCCCAAUGGGUCCGUGGGUUGCGUGGGGACCCAGGGCUGCGCGGGACAGGAACAGAUCCUGUGGAAGCAGGGAGGGGACAUCAAGAGAAGCACGUACAGGAGGCUGGAUAGCUUGGAAGAGACUAUCCGUGAGCUGGAGAACACCCUGCUGGAGAUCAGUGGCCACCCCAAUACGGAGCACCCCUACGCCCUCCAACUCCCCACUGACGCCCUCCCAACAGGGGCUCCAGACACAGCCCAGAGACCUGCCACCAGCACAGCAGAGACCAAGAAGCCCCCAGUGCCACCCAAGCCCAAACCCUCCUCCAGUCCUUCCACGAUCACCCAGGGGGAGAACUGCUCUUCAGGUCUGGGAAAACUCCACACCUCGGCAGCCUUCAGACUAAAGCACCUGCAGCAGAGCAGCACAGAGAAGACCAAGACUGGCAAGAAGGAGGACUUCCUAAAGGGCCAGCAGCAGGUCCUGGGGAACAGCAGUAUUGAGCCUCUCCUGUUGGGCACCAGAGCUGCCAGUUUCUCCGGUCGCCUGCCCUCCUCCAGCUCCACCUCAGCUGUGUUUGCCCCGGGCCUGAGGAAGUAUCCCCAGGAGGGGGCGCUGUCCUCCCUAACAGCAUCCUCCAGCCAGGCCAAGGCCCUGCUGGCCAGCCUGUCAGCCUCCAGCCUGAGUGCCGAGGCCCUGCUCCUCUCCUCCACCUUCCGUCAGCACCGCCUCCUCCGCGAGCAGCAGCGCGCCUCCUCCCUGAACCUGCCCAAUGGCCGCUCCUCCAGCUCAACAACCAACUCCUCUGCUGCCUCCUCCACCUCCACCUCCCCGACCACCCCCACCACCUCCUCCUCACCCUCCUCUCCCAGCCCGCUGACCUCCCUCACCCUCUCCUCCCUGGGGCUGAAGCCCGGCAGCCGCAGCCUACAGUUCUCUGGAACCAACAGCUACAAGGAGCGCAGCAAGACCACGCCCAAGACCAUCUCCCCUAGCAACUCACAGUGAAGUAGAAAAGGGUGGAGGAGGAGGUAGAGGAGGAGGAGGAGGAAGAGGAGUGGGAGUAGGAGCACAUUUAAAGUACCUAUGUGUGCCAAAAGUAAAGUGGAAAGCCAGCCCACUGCCCCCCUCCCCAUAUGUACCCCUUCAAUGCCAAGAGACAAAGGCAGCAAAACAGACCAGUGGGGAGUUUCUGUACUGGUCUUUCUGGGUUUUCUUUCAGAGUGUCACUGUGCUGCUCUCAAUCCCAGUCCAGCAGCCAGAAUCUUCAAAUUUCUGGCGCAGAUUUGAGGAGACAGCCUGGUUCCUCUCCUACUAUGUAGUACUGCCAGUCCCCCAGACCCCCAGAGGGAGAGCUCACAGAUGGGACUAAGCCCCCCAUCCCACCACCUCCUGGAAAGGUCUGGACUGUUCUGUGCUGUUCUGUUCUAGUCUAUUCUGAGAGACACUGCUAUAUGAACCACCAAUCCAUCGUUGCGCCCAUUUGCCAAAUUUUACUGAGUGGAACCUUAGUGGAGUAGAUAAUAAUAAUUAGACUGAGUUAUAUUAUACCAAGUAGAGUUGCAAUAAUCAACCAGUACACUACAGUAGUCAAGUGUGUUCAGACCAGUGUCGGUCUUAAUCAAUCAUCUGGCAGAAUGUACUUCUGUGGGGGAAAAACACAAGAUGAACAUUGGUGGGUGUUUCCAUUUCUUUUGUUAAUGUGUCUUGAUUUUUUGUAGUAUUGCAUCACCUGUGUAGAACCCUAAACUGGUGCUAUAGUUCUGCCUGUCUGUACCCGCCCUGUAGAGAGUUCACGUUCAUGAAACAGAAACGGCACUCCUGGAAUGGCAUCUUAACCCCAGUGUCUGAUUCCAUUAACCAUCCUCUAAGAAAUAGCACAGCAGGUUGGCAAUAGAAGACCUUGGAUAUUGUCUUGGUUGGACCAGUGGGAUCCUCUGAUUCGGGACAACACACACCAACUCUGACCCAUUAUUGUGAUAUUACAGCGGACCACGACUGCAGUGACACAGAACGAAUCAAAAGACCGUAAUGAUGUGGCGCAGGUAGACGUCAGGAUGUAUGACAAUCAGGAUGGGUACGUGGUUGCUGCCGAGUUCAGGGUCAGGGAUUUUAUCACCCCUCGGCCACCGUUCUUUUGCUCCCCACUCAACAUACAACAUGUGAACGUGUGCACAAACACACUGCAGUUGGACACACACGCGCACACUCUCCCACAUGCAGAUGGACACACACUCUCCCACAUGCAGAUGGACACACACUCUCCCACAUGCAGAUGGACACACACUCUCCCACAUGCAGAUGGACACACACGCUGUAUGCUGAAAAGUGUGGUGUCCGGUUGUGUUUACUAGAUGGCCUGUUUCUUCAUUACAUGACAGCCACUGAUCACAAACAAACUAAUGUGAUUUGGUGAGGCAGUCUGUUGGGUGAAAGUAUCGGUCCGCUAACAAGAAGGCUGCUCAUUCGCCUUGGGGCAACAAAUGAAAUCACUUGUCAUCGAGCCCUUAAGCAAAGCUGAAUGAGAGCAUCUGCUAAACGACGGAAAUGUAUUCAAGAGUUUAAAAAGCACAUAUCAGAGAGGAAACAAAGGGCACAAAUCAGCACUCUUCUAAAAGGUACCAUUGGUUUAAAACAGGUAUCACAGCUCCUCUAGAUCUAUCUGCAUGUCAAGCAUCUCAUUGAUGUGUAUUUUCAAUAUUGACUCUAGCUAUAACCGCACAAGGUGUUUUUCAGAAUCUCACACUUGGACAGCUGCUACUGGCUUGGCAGCUGCUUGUGCAACAGAAAGGUGGCCACUAGAAAUGGCCUCUCUGCUCUGUGUUUCACAAAGCGUAUUAUAGGAAAUGUGUUUUAAGCAACAGCUGCAGGGUAAUGACUGUUCUCUAGAUGGGUCUGAUGUGGCAAGUCACCAGCUCCCCUCAUCACGGCUGAAUUAUCAGCUUCAGAGUGUGACAAGGAUAAAAUAAACUCCCAUCAAAGGUGUGUCAUAGUCUUCCUGCUGUGAAUCUAAUGGCAGCAGCCACUCUGAAGUGUUCAGAGAGGCUUCACCAAGGCUGAGGGGGGUUGUUGUGGCUUUUAGUAGUCACAGACACAAGUUUUUUUCUUCAGUUGUUUGGCAGACAACUGUGCAUGAAAGCGCAUGAAAUUGAUUCCUCAUGGCAUUGAGAAGAGAACAAUUACUAGUGCAAAGUGCAGGCAGCUUGAGGUGGUGAGAUUUGGUUUUCAUGUCUGAAGGCUAGCGUGACCUGGAAGUGUUUUGAAUCAUCUACUGAGACAUUGCAUGCUUAAAGGGCUGGGUAGAAGGGUUUGUCGGGAUGUCACGGUUUGACACCCUUUUGUGGAAGCUAUUCCUUUUUUCAGGUUGUUCUUUGUGCUGUCUUUGGGGUAGAGGUGUGUGUGUGUGUGUGUGUGUGUGUGUGUGUGUGUGUGUGUGUGUGUGUGUGUGUGUGUGUGUGUGUGUGUGUGUGAAACCAUGCGUGAACAAACUGCAAUGGUGCUGUAUGUCUGAUGUUAUUGUAUUGUAUCAUUAAGGUACAAAAUGAUGAAUGUUGCAAUUACCCGAUUGAAGCCCCAGAGUGGACAUAAACCCUCCGAGACCUUUUCAUUUGAGACCCGCCAAAGGCUGUGAUGAUACCGGCCUAUAGCAGCGCAGCUCGCGUGUGUCUUCACAGACGGAUGGGCCUUGGUAUGAUAGCACAAAUCCGAUCAGUGGUUCUGACAACCCAUUACUGCUUCGCACAGCAGGACAAAAGGGGAACAAAUUGGCCAGCACACACCAGAGUGUCAGAGUGUGGCCGUGGCAUUGCAACAAGCACACCCGCUGUCGGGGGGAAAACAGCAAGGUCACAGCACAGAGAGUUAGUAAAGCCUCACGCCGAGGCACCACCAUAGACAUGCCGGGCUCCAGCACCUGGUUUUACAAAGCCAAGCCAAAUGGAAGAGAUUCACUUACUCGUGCAGGCGUACACUCAAAUGUAUAACCCACAAGGUUAAAUGAUCCUAUUUGCAUCCAGCAUGCUGAUGGGGUAAAGAGAGAGAAAAGGAGGAAUGUGUUCAUACUUCGCAGAUUUUAAACAAGGAAGUCCAAGUUGGAAACCCCAAGAGUCUGCCCUACAGUGCUUUUUUUGAAUAACCGUAAUGCUAGUGUUAUUUGACUAGAGAUUUCCGAGGUUUCCGAGAUUUCUUGAAUGACUUAUUGGUAGUUGGGAUGAGUAGGGACAGUGGAUGGAGGAUUCUCUCAUAGUGAAGGCCCCUGGCAAUCAGAAAGACAUCAUGCAAACUUGAAAUGAAAAGUAUGAGAAUUAUACAUAUAUAAAUAUAUCUUCGGUAAGAUGUUUGUGUAUGAUAUUACUAUAAUUGUGAAGAAAAUUGUGAAAUAUAGUUCUAGAUUAAAUUAUUAUAAUGUAAAAUUUAAAUCAUCAUCUUUUUCGGUUUUAUAUGAGUAGGCAUUUUGUACAGAUUUUCCUUUGUAAUUCUUCUUCAAAAGAUACUGUUUUUCACAUCAGCAAAUUAUUUAUUCAUAAGCAGAACAUUUUUAUAUUGAUUUAAAAAAUAUUUAUCAGGUAUGUAAUAUACAAUGGAGCUCAUUUUUAAUUCUCAGAUAUUUGUAUUAGCUCUCUUUAGUUAACAGUUUAAAGUGUAAGUUUCCUAUUGUUUUUUUUGUUGGGGUUUUUUUGGAGGGGGCUGAGAGCCCAAACUACUGAUGUGCUGAGGAGGAAAUGGCUGAUCCGGUUUCUUCUAGCUAACAUUCAAUUUAAGGUAAUGGAAGCUGUUCCUAGAUCUGUUCUUAGGGGUUUUGCCUUUCUUUGGAGCUUCUGUUGGUGUUUUGAGUGAUUGUAGUCUGUUGUUUAUAUAGAGCUCCUUGUCUCUGUACUCAACCUGAUGUGUUCUUCACUCUGGGCUGACUCCUGUGAUCUCAGAAGACAGGUGGGUGCGAGAGACAAAACCUUUACCUGACAACGCAACAUGACCUUGCUGCUCUGAUUGGUUGUUUUUUAUUUGCUGUGAAAUAACCCUUCACGAGAGAGGGUUCACACUGAAAUAAAACCCCUGGUGGGAGGAUGACAAAGAGUCAGUGUGAAUAAGUUGUUUAAGUUUCAGUGGCUAGGUUUCCAUCAAACUUUCGAAAGAUUUCUGUCAGAAGAUAUAAAACCUGAAAAAGAAUUAUGCCACUGAAUUUUCCCAACAGUGGCACAUUUCCAUUAAACAGACCUGUCGUGGAUUAAAGCAGUGCAUUAUGUCAUAGUACACAUCAAAGCAGUUUUUUAUUUGAAAUAUUCACCAACAAAAUAGUCAGAUUUUACCAAAUAUUCCCACUCUGGUCUUGGCACUCACAGAUACAGUCCAGAGGUGCUGGUUUUCUGUCAUUUUGUUGUUAAGCGGCAAAGCACCAGUCAUCAUGUUACCAGAGUAAAAGCCUCCAUGCUAUUUGGCCAGAAGAAUCAGAUUCAACAUUUUUUAAACCCUGUAGAGUUCACCACAACAUAUUUUGCUUUUAAUCUUAUGAAUUACUAGCCUUGGAGACACCCUCCUGUAGUCACCAGCUCACGUUUUGGUUUGCUACAGAGAGAAGGUGAGCUGGCAGGGUCAAGGUGGGUCGUUAUAACACACCAAAGACCACCCAAAUACUGGGUGUCUCAACAGAAUAUAUAUAAGUUGUUUUAUCAGUAUGUAUGGAUAAGGACAUAUCUACCGCCAUUAGUCACUUAAUUUAUUUUACAAACAUCUCACCUAUUUACAAACAUCUAAUGUAUUUAGUUUUUUUGACAUUUGUAACGUUUAUUGGAUAACUUGACCUCUCUUAUGCCACAUUUCCCUUCCCUCACAUGAAAAAAGUCUGAUGGAGACCUGGUUACUGUGCACCAGAUAUUUUGGGAUAGACAUGGAAUGUUAGUUUCUUCACCAUAAUUGUCUACUGCAAAGUUUGGUUAUGUUAAUAAAUGAAAGCGCCGUAUUAUUUUACCAGAUGUCUGUGAUAAGUAAACUGUAUGAGGUUUUUACCUGAAUGUGUGGAGGGUCCAAAAUCUUGGCAUUGAGAAAAAAAUCUAUAUGUAAAUAGACAGUCAGUCCUAGAAAGUUAAACAAAAUGUUACGUCCAAUAUAAUGUUUCAUUAAUAAAAAGAUGAUGGAUACAAAGGUAUAUUCUAAAACAAUGCAUGUAUAUUCUCAAGCAAUCGCACGGUGCAGUUGAAAAAUGUUGUCUACAUGUUUUCUUAAAAAACUAGAGAGAGAGAAGAGAAGAAAGAAGUGUACCACUUUAAAGGUUUACAACAGUAGAGAAUCUGACCUUUCUGUGACCCCGGCAUGUUCAGUCUUACUGUGAUCUGUGUGACGAUGUGGUGACGAUUGUUAAGAGUGGAGUGUAUCUGAACGAUUCGGAAUGCUUGAACGCACCCUCACCAGAAAAACCCACCAAUUAUGGUCUCCCAUUUGUAGAGUAGUGUGAUAUAAUGAACAAUACAGAACAUAGAUCUAUAUAAAUAUAUAUAUACAUAUAAAUGCCUACUGAUAAUGGAGAGGUGGAUGCCAUGAUAUUCUGUGAGAUGUGAUUUUUUUCUUUCCUGUGAGAAGACUGGCAGCUGAGCCUGCCUUCUUUUGUACAUAGUUGCUGUGGUUCUGUGUGUAAUAAAGUGCAGCUCUCUUGUACAGUC
Molecule: messenger RNA, 11493 nt
Organism: Esox lucius (northern pike)
Lineage: Eukaryota; Metazoa; Chordata; Actinopteri; Esociformes; Esocidae
Gene: srcin1a
Product: SRC kinase signaling inhibitor 1
Exons: 23
Coding region: 392-5848 (1818 amino acids)
Biological process (GO): regulation of dendritic spine morphogenesis
Cellular component (GO): actin cytoskeleton; cytoplasm; postsynaptic density
Source: RefSeq, a predicted model, not a curated record